Brassica rapa (field mustard) is the source of this 862-nucleotide messenger RNA. RefSeq lists its product as uncharacterized. The record is from RefSeq and is a predicted model, not a curated record. NCBI's taxonomy places the organism in Eukaryota, Viridiplantae, Streptophyta, Magnoliopsida, Brassicales, Brassicaceae.
UCAAAAAGAAGAUAUAUACAGGUAUAACAAAAAGGCCUGGCCCAUCGAUAGGCCGAACAUUCAGGCCCAUUAAAUCUCUGGUUUGGUGUUAUUUUUUCUCCCUUCCUUUCGCAGCGUCGCCGAGAUUCUCAUCGGUCCUCCUCGCCUCUGCUCUUUCGUCCGUAAAGCUGUUCCUCGAGAUUGUCGGAAUCUAUUAAACUAAGAUGGAGUUAGACCCAAAGAAGGUGGUUGAAGUAUACGAGAGAUAUGAAGCUGUUGGUGAUCAGUUUCUCCUUGUUCGAAAUCAGAUGGUGGAGAAUGAUAGGGAGAGGAACGCGAACCGAGAGGCUCUUACAGCACUUAGGAAGAAAGCUAAGACAACAAAGACUAGCGUCCCUUCUCCUUUCGACUCUAUGAUGAAGGAUACUCAUGUGAGCUCAACCAAAGCCUUGAUUCAAGAAGUUUGCUCGACUUGUGGAUCCCAUGACUCUACUGAACCCACCUGGAUGAUGCUUCCUGGAACAGAUCUUUUCGCUGCGGUCCCUUUUCAUGCUGUUCACACAAUGCUAGAGAAAGAUGAAAAGAGAAUGGAGUUUGAAUCAAAGAAACUGCAGAGCUUACUCAAGGAGAAGACUCUUGUACUAUCUGAACUUGGGGCUCUUGCUGAUAGCGUUCCUCCAAGUGUUAUCAGAUCGCUGAUUACGUUAAAGGACAAACCUUCAGUUCAGUAGUAGUUUAGAUUGACACAAACGGCGUUAUCCAUUUGUGAUGUUGAAGGAUCAAGUCUUCUUAAAUGUUGAAAAAGUCAUAACCUUUGAUUAUAAUUAAAAAAUCAUAAAAUUUCCUUGUUUCUUCUAAUAAAUAAUAUUUUAAUUUUCUACUG